AUGCCAUUAGAUCUAUUUCAAUCUCUAACCCUCGGUCACAACUUAGUUUAACCAAACAAAAGUCUUGUUCUUUGACCGAGUACUUUGACAAUUAACAAGCUUUUAAUUGGCGAACAAGAAUAGGUCUGAGGUACAUAAUUUCAACAUUAUCUUAGAACACUGAAUAGAUACCUAGGUACAUGGUCACCGGACAUCUAUUCUUCCGUUCCAUUACCCUUACCCUUACUUACCCCCUUGUCUUCUCACCUACCUAAAUAAGUAGUAGGCCUACCCCAUGGAGUUACCUCCGCAAUUCAUGGCCAUUCUAUGUCAUGGUUACAUUAAUGAAAUCAAUCGAUCACUUGAUAAAAAGUAACCCGCCAUCUAUUUUUCUCGUAAAUAUCAUGUUCUAACAAAAUUCCUGGUUUUUCUCUGUGACCAUAAAGAAUAUCACACUCCCUUUACUAUACAAACUCUCAACCAAAGAUUCACCUUCCCCAGCUCCUUCAUAGUUCAACAUGGCCAUUGUUCAAGACUGGCUUCCUCCGAGCCAAGAAAAUUACAACAAACUCCUCUUUUGGUGGACUUUAUACCCUCUGUUUGCAUCGUUCCAAUGGCUAUCUUCCUGGUAUGGCAUGGGAAAGACUUCGGUCCAGAGUAAAUUCAACUUGCCCGGCAGGAUUGCCUGGAUUACAAUGGAGAGCCCUGGCUUCAUUACUCUGCUAUACAUCAUGAACACCCUACCCGCUCAGCACGGUAUUACCGACCUCCCAUGGCAGAACAAAGUCUUGGCUGCUCUUUUUGUUAUCCAUUAUACAUAUCGAGCUAUCAUUUUCCCCUUCAUUCAGCCAAGCAUGUCCCCUAUUCACGUCGUGGUCUGGGCUAGUGCCAUUAACUUUCAGCUCUCCAACGCCAUCAGUAUAGGCAGUUGGUUAGCAGCAUAUGGACCAACUACCCAGGAAGAGUGGGACGUCCAGAACGGCUCUAUUCUGCAAUUCUCGAUUGGUCUCGUUCUCUUCUAUGUCGGCCUUGCUGCCAACUACUUCUCGGACGAGGAACUGCGAGAGAUCCGCCGGAGCGAAUUACGACGUCAGGCGAAGCUGAAGCAGCAAGGGAAGACUGUCGAAAAACACUACGAAGUACCCCAAAAUGGGUUGUUCAAGUACAUGCUCUACCCCCACUACUUCUCGGAGUGGAUUGAAUGGCUUGGAUUUUGGAUCGCCGCUGGUGUUACCUGUGUCCCUGCGAGAUCCUUCUUGCUAAACGAAUUCGCUGCUAUGCUCCCCCGCGCCGUGUCCGGCGGAAAGUGGUACAAAGAGAAGUUUGGGGAAGAUAAGAUUAAGGGGAAAUAUGUCAUCAUCCCCGGCGUCUAUUAAUUAUGCGGACAGUCUAGCGGACGACUUUGUCUUGGGGGUUCAUAACCCCAAUAAUCCUUCUUGAGAAUGGGGGCAAGUGGGUUUGCUCAUAAUCAAUAAUUUUAAUCCUUCUUGCGUAUUGACGUGGGAACCUUUACGUGGACAGUCUUCACGAAGUUGACGUAGAUAUAGGUACCUAAUACAUUGAGUGUUACGAAUGCUAUAUUAUCAUCGUGGUUCCAGCGUACAACGAUUCCAUUUCUAAGCCUAUGCCGCGAUCUGAUUGGCUCGAAUAUUGUUGAUCGAAACUGUUCUGUGGUAUUCUAGGACCGAAAUAAGUCGAGACAUUGUUGACUAACAAUUUUACGAUACAUGGUUGUUAGCACAAACACAUCCUUUCCCCAAGUUGACCCCCCCUUCAUACAAUGGAUGGUUCCUGAACAUAUUUGAUUGAUUGAAAACAUGCAGUAAGAUCUGAAAAUGAAGCAUGUUCAGUGGAGAUUUCGGAUAUAAAUAUCUGCCGAUUCUCACAAGGUUUUAUCAGCCAUCUCACAGCGAUAAUAACUCACUACGAUUAGACAAUAUAUUUAUACGUUCAACAACAACUACUACACAACUCUAAUAAUAUUCACUCAGAAAUCUAACUCUUACCAUGGCACCAACGAUUCACAUCAUCCGCCACGCACAGGGUCUGCAUCAGCUUGCUAAG
Molecule: messenger RNA, 2043 nt
Organism: Hypoxylon trugodes
Lineage: Eukaryota; Fungi; Ascomycota; Sordariomycetes; Xylariales; Hypoxylaceae
Product: 3-oxo-5-alpha-steroid 4-dehydrogenase
Exons: 2
Coding region: 498-1355 (285 amino acids)
Biological process (GO): steroid metabolic process
Cellular component (GO): membrane
Molecular function (GO): 3-oxo-5-alpha-steroid 4-dehydrogenase activity
Source: RefSeq, a predicted model, not a curated record